AUGGAAGUCGUCCGCCUGGAAAACCGUCCCGAAGGAGCCAAGUUCGAAGAGGUCCGAGAUCUCGUCUCGGGCGCACGUGGUAAAACGGUCUACGAGACUGGCGAUAUCGACGCCGGUAUCUGGUCGGCUGGUAUCACGGUCGGUCUCAUUCAUGACAUCCCCUCGUGCAAGGAUCUCUGCGCCAACUUCGAGCGCGAUGCCGAGCAGCACAUCAACCGGUUGAGCCAGCUCGUGGCGCAGAAGGGCAGCAGCUCGGCUGGCCGUCCUUCUAAGCUCUAG
Molecule: messenger RNA, 279 nt
Organism: Sporisorium graminicola
Lineage: Eukaryota; Fungi; Basidiomycota; Ustilaginomycetes; Ustilaginales; Ustilaginaceae
Exons: 2
Coding region: 1-279 (92 amino acids)
Source: RefSeq, a predicted model, not a curated record